AUGGAGCAAUUAAUAGAACAACAAACAAAAUUAAAUAUUCAACAGUUCAAAUUAUAUAAAAAAUUAAUUGUGCACGAAAAUAUAAAAGAUUUAAAAUUACAAACAAUUUUGGAUUAUAUGAUGGAAAAGGAUAAAAAUAUUUUAAUUUCUGAUAAUCAAAGAAAUGAAUUUUUAAAAUGGCGUCAAGUAAUUAUUGCAAAUGAAUUUUAUGAGGAACUUGGUGUAACAAGUAAAAUUGGUAUUCAGACUGAACGUAAAAAUCGAAAGAUUUUCAAGGAGAAAAUAAGUAAAGGUAUGAUUAGAAAAUUUUAUUUAAUAAGAAUUUAA
Meloidogyne enterolobii is the source of this 327-nucleotide messenger RNA. The record is from the annotation of a GenBank genome assembly. NCBI's taxonomy places the organism in Eukaryota, Metazoa, Nematoda, Chromadorea, Rhabditida, Meloidogynidae.